CUCUGCAAGCCAUACUUUAACUGUAAAAGAGCUGCAUGUGGCUUGCAAGCCACAGUUUGGCCACCCGGCCCCUGCUCUAUGCAGAUCUCAUGCAAGUUUCUGGGACAAACUAAAAUAUUGCAUAAAGUCUGUGGAAUUAAGCUCUCUUACACCAGGUCUCACUUUGUCCCUAUAUCUGUGUAAGUCUGCUUAAAGUGAUGUUUAGCACUGCAGCAUUCAAUUAAUAUUGCAUUAAACAUAAGAAUUCAGACAAGAGUAAGAUGACAUGAAAUUUUAAAGACAUCUGUAUUCUCAGGGACAGUAUCAAUGGCCAUGUAGAACUUCACAGGUGUCACUAUGCUGUACGCCAUGGCUAAUUGGAACUUUGCAGCACUCAGAUAAUUCUACUCAAAAGGCACAGACUCCUAUUGCUUGAGCCAAAGAAGAGAUUCUGUUUUCUGUUAGCUCUGAAACAUUUGAGCAUUUCUGGUUCUGUUGAUUAGAGGGCAGUGAUACACUUGUAUUCUAGGCAGCUCAUUGCAAUAUUACUUUAUAUUGUUGUAUAUAAGUCAUAUGAUCAUGUAAGGGGAGAUCCAACUGUAAUGCCUCCAUGCAAGGUGACAGGGAUAAGUUUGCUAUGGGAAGUUGAGGUAGUGCCUAUUUUCUUGGGAGUGUUCAAUUACAUGUUCUAAUCUAGAGAGACAUGCUUGAUGGAGUUGCACUUUCUUUUACCAUGAAGUAUUCUAUUUACUCCAACAAAUCCCCCUAGAUAAUAUAUGGAGAAGAAUAUUUUGAGUAUAAAAACUUUAAUUAAUUGUGUAAGAGGGAAAGAAAAUAAGAAAGAGGACUAUAAAAAGAUUAAGGAAAAUGAGAAAAUCUCUGCUUGGUAAUUGUACUGUAUUUUAAAAAAAAACACCUCUGUUGUAAAUAUUACAAGAAUAUACAUAUGCAGAAUGCUUUCCUUUUGUUUUCAAUAACAUACCUAAAUAUAAGUGAGUGGUCUUAUCCUAUAUAAUAUUAAAUGGAGACAAAGCCAUAUGAUAAGGGUAAGUCUAUGUUAUUUAUUUUUGAAAUAAGUUAUUUCUGUUUUACAUAUCCUUUUAAACUCAUCCAAGUCCUGGGUCAUUCUUGCUGUGACUUGCUCCAUUACAGUUUUAUUCUGAUCAGGUUGAGCCAUGUAGUCCAGGGGUAGGCAAGCUAUGGCACGCGUGCCAAAUGCGGCACGCAAGCUGAUUUUCAAUGGCACUCACACUGCCAGGAUCCCGGCCACCAGUCUGCAUUUUAAUUUAAUUUUAAAUGAAGCUUCUUAAACAUUUUAAAAACCUUAUUUACUUUAUAUACAACAAUAGUUUAGUUAUAUAUUCAAGACUUAUUGAAAGAGACCUUGUAAAAACAUUAAAAUGUAUUACUGGCAUCCAAAAACUUAAAUUAGAGUGAAUAAAUGAAGACUCGGCAUACCACUUCUGAAAGGUUGCCAACCCCGAUGUAGUCCUUUAUGGAUCCUGCUGGGUUCAUUCAUGUCAUCAUCAGUAUUGCUUUUGUGGGCAGUGUUAACAAUAGCAAAAUUAUCAAAAGUCAUUGGAGCUAAGUGACUUAGAAGCCUAAGUUCCAUUUAUGUUCAAUAAAACUUAGGCUCCUAUGUCACUUUUAGAUGCUUUUGAAAAUUUUACCCACAGUGCAUUUGUCUAUUUUAGGUGAGCUUUUGUAGGAACAACAAUCUCCAGUGUGUCUGUAAAGGUGUGUGUUUUAGUUGACAUGACAAGAAUACAUCAAAAUAAGAUGCUGUUGUAAUUUAUAUUUAUUAGAAACAGUAUGUUGUUUUUUAAAAUAAAUUUAGUUUUGGUCAAAGUUUGCAGUAUAGGGGUCAGUACAAAAAAGGUAAAAUAAACAUAAAUACAAGUAAUUUCUAUUGCUUUCUCUACCUUUUAAAUUUAUUGGAUUGCAUUUAUCUUUGGUUUGUCUUUUUUGAAAUGUUAUCAUUUAUUCUUUCAUUGCAAAAUUCUCAGUGUUUUGUAGGCUAUAGCUCCAAUCUUCUGUGUAGACCUGAGUAACUUUACUCAUGACAUCACCAGCACUGCUCCCGUGAGUAAAGUUAUAUAUGUGCUUACAUGUUUGCAAGAGUGGGGACAAAAUCCAUAUAUUGACAUUGAAAUAUACCCACCUCUGGACAAAGUUUAACAGAUAGGUGAACAACAGAUGGGGAGAAGAUAGGGAAAAAUGGUUGGCCACCGGAGCAAACCCCCUAUUCUUUAGAAAAAUACCAUAUGAUCUUUAAUGUCCACGCAGAGGGGACAGGACACUGACAGUUAAAGGCCCAUGGGAAACGACACGCGCAACACAAACAAUUGCAUGCAAGUCUUGCUAACUUUCCUUUUUGGAGCUGUGAUGUUCCUGAGUAACCUCGCCUUCCUUAGAUGCAAAGACUUUGAAGAAGCAUCUCUUUUCAUUGCCAAAAAAAUAGUACAUGAACUAAUAGAGGCCUGGGAAGGAGGGACAACGAUUGACUUCUGCGCCAAACACAGUUGUUAUCGUUCUCUUCAAAGGGACCAGCCCCCCUGCCACCAGCAGUGAUGGGGGGGGCAGCAGCUGCACAUUCUCUCGCGCAUGCACGCAGCUAAACUGCCCCCCCCCCUUGCUGUUGCUUCUGCUCCUGCUCAGACUCCAGUCUCCGUGCGCUGCCGCUGCAGACCAUGGCACCUUUGCUCCAGCUCAGCUCCUUUUUCUUCACUCUGAUCGCCUGCUUCAAGGUUCACCAGCUGGCUGGGGCUGCUGGAGGACCCAGCAGCAGGCGGGGGCCCGCGGCUGACACGUGUGGAUGGAGGGUGCUGCCACCAGUCAGCAAAAACAGUGGAAUGCUUAAUGUCACCUUUAAAUAUGACAAUUGCACUCCUUAUUUGAAUUCAGUGGGAAAACACAUGAUUGGAGAUGUGCAAAAUAUAACAGUCAGCCAGUAUGCAUGUUCUGAACAAGUUGCAGUGACAAUACUUUGGACAGCAAAUCUACUUGGGAUUGAAUUCCUGAAAGGAUUUCGAGUAAUACUUGAGGAGUUAAAAUCAGAGGGAAGACAGUGUCAGCAAAUGGCUUUAAAAGACCCAAAGCAGCUCAACUCUGGUUUUAAAAGAACUGGAAUGGAAUCUCAGCCUUUUUUGAAUCUGAAAUUUGAAACUGAUUAUUUUGUAAAGAUUGUUCCUUUUCCUUCCAUUAAAAAUGAAAGUAAUUACCACCCAUUUUUCUUCAGAACUCGACCAUGUGAAUUGUUGCUACAGCCAGAAAAUCUUGCCUGCAAACCUUUCUGGAAGCCCAGGAAUCUGAAUAUUACCCAGCAAGGUUUUAACAUGCAAGUGUCUUUUGAUCACGCACCUCACAACUUUGGCUUUAAAUAUUACUAUCUUCACUACAAACUUAAGGAUGAAGGAUCCUUUAAACAAAAGACCUGCAGACAAGAACAAAACACGGAUAUCACAAGUUGUGUUCUUCAGAAUAUAGCUCCAGGGGAUUACAUCAUUGAGCUGGUUGAUGACACUAACACAACAAGGAAAACAAUGCACUAUGCACUAAAACCAGUACAUUCCCCGUGGGCUGGACCAAUAAGGGCCAUUGCCAUUACCGUUCCCUUAGUUGUCAUCUCAGCAUUUGCAACGCUUUUCACGGUGAUGUGCCGUAAAAAACAACAAGAUGAGGAGAGCUCGGAAUCUUCUACAUAUGCUGCAUCACUCCAUGUGGAAAGGCUCCGUCCCCGACCAAAAGUGUUCAUCUGCUAUUCCAGUAAAGAUUGCCAGAAACACAUAAAUGUCAUUCAGUGCUUCGCUUAUUUCCUUCAGGACUUCUGUGGCUGUGAGGUUGCACUGGAUAUAUGGGAAGAUUUAAAAAACUGUAAAGAAGGGCAGAAAGAGUGGCUUAUUCAAAAAAUCAACGAGUCCCAAUUUAUCAUCAUUGUAUGUUCCAAGGGAAUGAAAUACUUUGUGGAAAAAAAGAACUGGAAGCACAAGGGAGCAACCAGAGAUGCCGAGAAAGGAGAACUCUUUCUGCUUGCCAUAUCUAUCAUUGCAGAGAAGCUGCGUCAGGCAAAGCAGAAUUCAGAUGACCUCUGCAAGUUCAUUGCAGUCUACUUUGACUACUCCUGUGAGGGUGACAUUCCUGGCAUCGUGGAUCUAAGUACAAAGUACAAGCUCAUGGAUAACCUCCCUCAGCUUUACUCUCACUUACACUCCAGAGAGCUGAGCCUUCAGGAUUCAGAGGUGUACCCUGUAAAUAUUAGCAAAAGAAACUACUUCAGGAGCAAAUCUGGCCGGUCCCUUUAUGUUGCCAUUUGCAAUAUGCACCAGUUCAUUGAUCAGGAGCCUGACUGGUUUGAGCAACAACUCAUUCCUUUUCCUCAACCUCCUUUACAUUACCAAGAACCUGUGAUGGAAAAAUUUGACUCAGGCUUGGUUUUAAAUGACUUAGUGAGUAAACAGGUGACUGAUGGGGAUUUCUACCUGAAAACAGAUGUAAAUAUUAUUCCUGCUGUAAAUUCAGACUCUCACUGUAUAAUUCAGCACUUUAACCUUGGAGAAGAUGCAGAGACUCAGGACAUUCAAGUUGGUAGCUCUGUUCUUCAGCCAUUGUUGCAUGUUAUAAAAGCUGCCAAUCUUCCAGAUAUGCCCCGGGAUUCAGGAAUCUAUGAUUCUUCUGUUCCUUCAUCUGAGUUAUCUCUACCUUUAAUGGACGGACUUUUGACAGACCAAAUUGAAACCUCUUCCAUUACGGAGAGUGUCUCUUCAUCUUCAGGUUUAGGAGAAGAAGAACCCCCUGUGCUCACUCCUACAAAAUGCCUAGUCCCUGGAAUAUGUAAAGCAGAACUUCAUUGCCACAUCCAUACCGAUGAACUGCAGGCAAUUGCACCUUUAUAAUAUGUUACAAGAUUGUUAAGCAUCGCCACUUUAUCAAUAGGCUCUGUUUGUGUGUUAACCAUCACAUCACCCCAACUGCUAAAACUUCUUGAAGGAACAAAUGCUUCCUUGAAGGAUCUGCUAUUCCUAAGGGAAUUUGUGGCCAGUAGACGUUUACCUAUAGGUCUCUUUAUAGACUCUUUUCUGAUCUGAAAAUGAAGCAUUGAAAGAGAUGAAGAUACACUUUGAAAUUACCAGCUUAAAUUGCAUGUUGAAAUUAUACUCUUUACAUAUAUCACAAUCAAAAAUCACUUCUGAUGUUUUUAUUAGAAAUAUUUUUGACUGAACAUACAAUAACUAGUCACUUUUGGCUUGGAUCAUUAACCAUCUCAAUGGCACAACAUGUUUUGCAGCAGAAAUUCUGGUUUUAAAUGCUGAAAUAUUUAAUAGUAUGAGUAUUUUAGUGAUGAUCAGUGGGAUUUUUGUGACAGGAGUCAUGGUCAUAAAAUGCAUAAGGCCAGACCUAGUAAAGCUCCAAAUAUUAGACAACUAUUCCUUUAGCAAACAUUUAAGCAUUUUUUCAACCCUGUCCCUCCAAAAAGUUUGUUUAUUCCUUUGCAUUCCAGUGGAAGGUAAAAGCAUGUGUCCUGUCCCCCACAGCUCCAUCUCCAUCCAGAUUUUGGCACACAUGUAAGGGAAACGUGUUGUGCCAUUCUGUCAUUUCAACUCUAGGAUGGUACAAUGCAAGGCUAUAGGACACAUAUGUUUGUUGGAUUUCCUGAUGUCCAUUUCAAGGUUUAAUUGUUUUUUGUGGAAAUUUCUCUUCAGACUCAGUUUCUUUUAAAUGGUCUUAGUUCUGUCUGAUUUUGUGGAAGAUAAAAUUCCUGUUCCCUACGUGUUUCCCACAUUGAGCUCAUUGCAGUAUCAGGAAUUGAUUUAGGAAUACUCUGUUUUAGAAUGCUGCAGCCUUUGAGGGUGAACAUUGCAAUAGAUGCAAUAAGUGAAGCUUCUUGCUUGCCUAUCCAGAGCUAGGGUAAUUAUUUCUAUUUUUUAAAAAUUCCAUUCUUGACAAGCUGGCUACAAUGUCUCACAAAUAAGGCCAUGGUGAACCAUAACACUUGUAUAAUUAAAAAAAAAUCCUCUAUACCUCUAUAGAAUGAUGCAGUGGAAAGUGAAUCUCCUAUCAUCUUCCUGGAUGGGUUGGUGGGAGAAAGGAUGCAGAGAGUGAUGGAGAAAGAGUCACCAUAUCUUGUCUUUGUGUAGGGCAUUAUUGGGCCUGAGGACAGCCCUAAUAGAGUUUGUGCUUGUUGUAGAAAGUAUAUAAACUCCAGGUUACCCCAUAAAAAUGUGCUGCUUCACAUCCCUUUGGAGUAUAGGAAGUUAGAGUAGGCAGUGAGUGAGUGGCUAUCUGCAUAUCUUUGUAUUGGGCAGCCACAAGACAAAUGUGUAUUGGUUAUUUUGAAGUUCCCAAUACUGAAAAUUUCCUAGUGAAUGGGAUAAGUAUUCAUUUUAAACUCAUGUUAUAUUAAGCAAAAGUCUAACUACAGACACCCUAUAAUGCAUCUGGCCACAUUUGUCUGAAGACAAACAGUAUGAAGUUCCUUCUCUUGCAAUGAUGAUUUAGGUAUAUCUUCAUGUGAGGGACCCCUACUGCUUCCAGACAACAGUUUCUCAUAAGCAAAAUAAAAUUUGAAUACCCCAAAUCCUGCCAUUUUAAAUAAUAACAAAGGAUGUCCUGUUUGGCUACCUGUGCUAAAUUUACUAAUUUGGGAUCUAAACUGCACCCUAUCCAAUCCCAUUGAUUUGGGGUUGCAUUGGGUGUUAAUCAGGGUAUAAUAAUAAUUAUAGCUGUCCAUAGCUUGUCAAAAAUCUUUCUGUAAGUGGAACUUUCUCAGUUCUGUGUUUGUUUAUUUUAAUGAACAAACAAUGCUGGGUUUUGAUAUGAUUCUCAACAGGUAUCUGAGUAGUUGAAUCAUAUUUAAAUGUAAUCAUUGGCAGCAGAAUCCAGCACACUUCAUAACUGUGGUACAAAACAAUAGAAUGAGGCAGAUAGAUACACCAGUAUUUAUGAUUUAUGAUGGAGCUUUACUUCUACUAAUGUAAAACUCCUCACCUAUUUUUCAGUGUAAUUUUUCUGCUAAACUCAAAGUGAAUUCCACAAACUCAAAAUGUCACAAGGAUCUUAGUUAAUUCUAAAUAGUGUGCGAAUGAUCUGAAAGCAUGGGAACAACUACAGAUGAUUUUUAUAUAUUGUGCCUUGGAUUGUACUGAAAGCGAAAUUCUUACAGUUGCCCCAUUCUUUGGAAGUUUAAAAGUACUUGGGUCAAAUUAGAUAGCAUCAUUUAAGACCAAAUCCUGCCCCACCACCUGCAGGUGUGGAUGAUCAUGACUCAGUGGGGUUUGUGCAGUUCCAUUGUGGAAAGAACCGAAGACUGGAUGCCUGGACACCAGGCAGGAGGUUUGACUGGAUCCUAGGCAGGAGGUUUUCACCUGCUAUGUGCAGCAAAGCUGAGCUCUACGGGGAGGUGACUGGACAGGUGACAGCCUAUUACUUCAUGCAGGACUAAAGAUUUGGGUGAAUUCCUGGCUACAUUGAAAUCAAUUGCAAAAUUCCCAAUGAAUUCAGCGAGGCCAGGAUUUCACCCUUGACUCUUAACAAACAGUCAUUUUCAAAUAUGGAUUGAUGAAUCUGUUGCAAACUAACAUUAGUUUUCUUACUUAAAAAUUUGCUGUACAAUCCUGCUAAUCUUAACUGAGCCUUGAAGUUAUAGAUAGGCUUGGGAGAUACCACAAUCAAAUUAAUUUUAGUCAAAUAUAUUUUUCCCCACCAGGUAAUGGAUGGAAGCCUAAUUUUGAACGCCUUUGGGAGGGAAAAGAACAGAAGUCAUUAUAGGCUUUGUGUAUAGACUGUAGAAAAUAGCAGACCACUUUGGAUUUUUGUUUUAAUUAAAUGGAAUUAUAAAAUGGAAGGAAAUAAUGUUUAAUUUACUUCAUAGUGAUUUUUUGACAAAGUUAGCCACUUUGAUUUUUAAAUUCAUAAAAAUUGCAUACAUAUUUUGGGGGAUAGAGGAGGGGAAUUACUACUGAGUUUGCAAGAAUUCUGUUUUUUUCCCCUUAAGAGGCCAUGAGCAAAAGCUCUUGUUAAAAAAAAAAUUAAAAACCAAAUAUGUUGAUAUACAUUUUAGAGAUUAGUUUUCUACUAUUUUCAUGUGUUAGUAAAAUCUAAACUGAAUGUAAAUGGUGAAAUAAUCCCUCUUGUUACUACUAGACUCUACAAAUGUGUUGAAAUGUGAUCAUUUUGAUGUGUUUAUAAGAUGUAUGUUUUCUCUGAGGAUGAAAAAAUAGAGGAAAGCUAAGGAUGCAAGACGUAGCUGUAUGUUCAACAAUUACAUUGAUAAAUAUAGUUUUUGUAUUUUGUACAUGUAUAUAAACUGACAGUAGACAGCAGCUGAUAUUUGCAGAAAUUUUUUUUAUGGUACCAUAAUUUAGAAGUUAAACAUGAAAAUAAAAAGUCAUAAGACAUG
Messenger RNA from Dermochelys coriacea (leatherback sea turtle), 8374 nucleotides. RefSeq names its product interleukin 17 receptor D (gene IL17RD). The record is from RefSeq and is a predicted model, not a curated record. The transcript has 13 exons. Bases 2670 to 4871 code for a protein of 733 amino acids. Gene Ontology annotation, molecular function: interleukin-17 receptor activity. NCBI's taxonomy places the organism in Eukaryota, Metazoa, Chordata, Testudines, Dermochelyidae.